CAGAAAUAAAAAAAAAUAUUGAAAAAUAAUGGACAAAUCAAAUAAACGCAGAUUAUGGAGUACAGAGGAAACGAUAUGUUUUUUACAGUGCUACCUGGCACGAAAAGAAGAGUUUUCAGAAGUAAGAAAAAAAAGGCUUGGAUACCAACAUGUCCUUGAGGACAUGAUAGCAUAUGGAAUUGCAGAUGACAUACUUACUCCAAUCUGCUUAGAAAGAAGAAUGCGCACACUUGUAAGUGUUUUUAGAGCAGCCAAGAAUAACAACAGGGGGACUGGAGCAUCGCCGUGUUUGCCACCAUACAUGCAAUUGAUGAAAAAAAUAUUUGGCAAUAAACCAAUUAUUUCAAAUAAGCGCACUGUUAGUUUAGAGUUUAAAAGUGAUGUGGAGGAUUUAGAGGAAUUAGAAGAGUUAAAAGUCAAUAUACCAACAUAUGCUGAGCUAUUACCAACACAGGAACCAAGACAACAUUCAAGAUCAGUAAUCAACAAAAGAAAAUCUUUGCGCUCAGCAUAUUAUGAAAACAAAUUACUUAUCCAGAAAAGGAUAGGCGAACAAAAAAUUGCAAUUUUUAAGGAGAAAAUGAGUAAAUUGGUGGAAGAGGUAAGAAGAAAAUGGAAUCGAGAAUUAGAACUGAAGGAGAAGAAACUAGAGUUGGAAGAAAGGAAAUUUGAACUGCUUAAAAAAAUUGUUCAUAAAAUGUAAAAAUAUAUGAAUUAUAGAGAUUAGUUA
Messenger RNA from Teleopsis dalmanni, 730 nucleotides. RefSeq lists its product as uncharacterized. The record is from RefSeq and is a predicted model, not a curated record. The coding region runs from base 29 to 703 and encodes 224 amino acids. The transcript has 3 exons. Lineage: Eukaryota; Metazoa; Arthropoda; Insecta; Diptera; Diopsidae.